GGACGGAAAGGAGGAGCGAGGGGAGGAGGAGGGGCGCCCGCGAGCGUCCAGGCGCAGGCCCCGACUCACCCUGCCUACCCCGGCCCAGGCCCCGCGCUCAGUUCCCGGCCAUGGUGGAGGCCUGGUACAUGGACGAGGCGGCCGACGACCCGCGGCUGCCGCACCGCGCCGAGCCCGCGCGCCCUGUCGGCCUGGAGCAGCUGCGCCGGCUCGGGGUCCUUUACUGGAAGCUGGAUGCAGACAAAUACGAGAACGAUCCAGAAUUAGAGAAGAUCCGAAAAGAGAGAAACUACUCCUGGAUGGACAUCAUAACCAUAUGCAAAGACAAACUACCGAACUAUGAGGAGAAGAUCAAGAUGUUCUUUGAGGAGCACUUACACCUGGACGAGGAGAUCCGCUACAUCCUGGAUGGCAGCGGGUACUUUGACGUGCGGGACUGGGAGGACCAGUGGAUCCGGAUCUCCAUGGAGAAGGGGGACAUGAUCACCCUGCCGGCCGGCAUCUACCACCGCUUCACGCUGGACGAGAAGAACUACGUGAAGGCCAUGCGGCUGUUCGUGGGAGACCCUGUGUGGACGCCGUACAACCGGCCGUCGGACCACCUCGAGGCCCGGACGCGGUACCUGGAGUUCUUGGCACGGACGGCCUAGCGGCCCCGCGGGCCCCUCAUGAGGCAGCGUGGAGUCUGUCCCUUUUCCCUGCUUCAACGCUGCAGGCGCGAGGCUGGGGAGCCUCCUCUGCAAGCUUGUCAGAUCAGAACACUAUUUUUUUGAUCAGAACAUGUUUUAAUGGACGGAGCUAUGGGGCUGGUUGGAUGUGCAACCAGCUGGAAAUUUGGGCAGGUGAUUCACUUCUCUGAUUCGGGGUCAGGGGUCAGUGGCCCCGCAUUAGCUCGAGCCUUCAGCUCUGACCAGUGAGUUUCAUCUCCCAAAAUACAGCCACUUGAUGCCUGAUUCUCGGGCUUUUAAACAGGCGCCAGGCGAGGCCAUACCUGCCCUGUGCAGGCAUGUGACAGUGGGUGACAGGACGGGUGGAGAGGUCACCCACUUUUCUCCCAAGACACAGGGGUGCUGGGGGGAAGCUGGCAUGUUGGGGGACACGCACUCGCUUACGCCACUUUCUUGCUCAGAAUAAAGGAGCUGCCUUGAUGCUCUGCUGGCGGCUUGGAGCUGCCUUAUAUUGU
Molecule: messenger RNA, 1183 nt
Organism: Budorcas taxicolor (takin)
Lineage: Eukaryota; Metazoa; Chordata; Mammalia; Artiodactyla; Bovidae
Gene: ADI1
Product: acireductone dioxygenase 1
Exons: 4
Coding region: 111-650 (179 amino acids)
Molecular function (GO): acireductone dioxygenase [iron(II)-requiring] activity
Source: RefSeq, a predicted model, not a curated record